Messenger RNA from Microsporum canis CBS 113480, 1473 nucleotides. RefSeq lists its product as hypothetical. The transcript is spliced from 10 exons. NCBI's taxonomy places the organism in Eukaryota, Fungi, Ascomycota, Eurotiomycetes, Onygenales, Arthrodermataceae. The record is from RefSeq and is a predicted model, not a curated record. Gene Ontology annotation, biological process: regulation of transcription by RNA polymerase II. Bases 1 to 1473 code for a protein of 490 amino acids. Gene Ontology annotation, cellular component: nucleus.
AUGUGCUCUCUUUAUUCGUUACUUCCGGAAUAUACUGAUGAAACACCGGGAGGUAAAUUUACCGGGACAAUCAGAGUCGAAUGGAGGAUCUUCAAGGAUGGGCAGCCAAUGGAUUCGUCAUAUCCGACCGAGUCGAAAAUUUCGUUUACUAAUGGAGAGCCUGAUCAGCCGGGCCUCAAACUGCCAAUACAUAUACUCAAGGGGCUGCCGCUAGGAUCCGCUUCCACAAUUCGAUUUCCGGCCGCUAUGGUGUUCGCAGCAGCAGCCCGGGAUGAACAAGCCACCCUGGUGCUCUCGGUAGUAGAGAUAACCUCAAUGGGAGAGAUACAGAUGGCCAACCAAAAGAGAAAAGCGCUACUCGACUAUAUCACCAGGGAUGUGGGAGAAUUUUUUGUUACGGCCAUGUUAGCGUCGAAUUGGAACAUUCACAAGGACGAUAUCCUGCGUAUCGCUGAGGGCAAUGUUGCCGUCCUUGAGGGCCCAUCACGCCCAUUCUGGCACCAAUUUAGCGAGAAAUACAGUGUCGAAGGUCCAACCAAGAGAACCGACAUUCUUACAUCAUUCCUUGAGAUUUGCACCGAGCAUGCACUGGCCCCUUUGUGGUUGCCGUAUCUCGUCACUUGUUAUACUGAACUAUAUAAAUUUUAUAUUUACACAAGGCUCCUAAUGGUGGCUUCGGUUUCUUAUCCUUGGCGAAGCAAACUGCAGCCGCAAUGGGUGCGGUACGAUUCACGCUCGGAGUUUUAUCAAACAUCAUUCCCUGACGCCGUUAUCGCUCCAGGUCGUGAUUCUCAUAGCGUUUUCUACGUUGAUGGGUGCUCUCCUCAAUCGGGGUCUGUACUAGACUUGGCCAACACCACCUCCGCCAACGACACUAUUUGCGCCUACGCCUUCCAGUGUACGCCUCAGCGUUACAUUUCUGAGCAGGAGAUGUCCCAUUUUCUCGCCGCCACCACGGCCCAGCAGCUCCAUCAGCAGGCUGACGCUGACUCUCCGGCCGGGUUGGAGCCCGUUACGCCCGACCGCGUGAGUCUCCUUACGCGCCGGUCUAAGGGCGCGACGCUUGAGGCAGACACAUCCAGCUGUAGCUACCACGGCCGCGGCCGCGGCUUUGGCGAGCGGCCCUGUCCGCAGGAGGAUAGGCGCCAAACUGACCACGCCGCCAAUAAAACGAAAAGUCAGUCGAUACGCGGGCUAAGUGCUCGCAACUCGCAAGCCGGCCCUCACAGAUGUGGUAUUCCCAACCCGUCGACGGGGAGGCCGUGUAACACUAUAUUUUCACGGCCGUACGACCUUACCCGCCACGAGAACACGAUACAUAAUACCAACAAGCGGAAGAUCCACUGCCACCGUUGCGGCGGAACGAAGACCUUUUCGCGUAACGAUGCCCUUAUUAGGCACAUGCGCACGGCUCAUCCUGAGACAAACUACCCCCCAGCCGAGAAGCGUCGUAGCCGCGCGGGUGUUCAAUAG